Bactrocera tryoni is the source of this 1092-nucleotide messenger RNA. Its product is annotated as piggyBac transposable element-derived protein 4-like. NCBI's taxonomy places the organism in Eukaryota, Metazoa, Arthropoda, Insecta, Diptera, Tephritidae. Bases 1 to 942 code for a protein of 313 amino acids. The transcript is spliced from 3 exons. The record is from RefSeq and is a predicted model, not a curated record.
AUGGCAGAUGAACAGCAAGCAUAUUUUCGCAAAACGCUUGAAGAGAGCCAAAAAGAAAUAAGUGACCACGAUUCAGUAGUUGGUGACGAGGCUUUAGAUGAAUGUGUAGGUGAUAUUGGUGGUGAUGACUCAGACUUAGAAGAGCCCAUGUUACCAGAAUAUGACCCAGAGGACGACAGUGAUUCUGAUGAAGAACUUGAAGAUGCACCAAUUGAAACUGGGGAAUAUUUUACUGCCAGAGAUGGUAAUGUUUGGUCUUCGAUACAACCACAACCUGUAAGAUUCCGUACGCACAACAUUCUAAGAAGUGCACAAUCUGGACCAGUACGGGCAACGCAAGGUUUGACCAUUUCAGAAACGUUCAAAUUGAUAAUGUCAGACGAAAUAUGCGACAUAAUUAUUCGUGAAUCAAAUCGAAAGGCAAGGCAAUUCUUUGAUGAUGACAAUGCAAAACAUCCAACAAGAGAACCGAGAUCAUGGAUUCCCAUAACAGAAAGUGAAUUUGAUGCAUAUUUGGGCGUACUUUUGCUAAGCGGCGUUACACAUUCUGGUUACGUGCAUACGAAAGAUUUGUGGAAUACUAAAUCACAUCCAUUAUAUCGUGCUGCAAUGAGUGUACGACGAUUUUGGGAAAUUAGCCGCUUCAUUCGUUUUGAUAAUGGAAACACACUCCAGCAACGCAAACAAACAAACAGUUGUCUUCGUAGAUAUUACGUGGCAGGAGCCAACGUCACCGUAGAUGAACAAUUGUAUGCUUAUCGUGGUGGAACUGGCUUCACGCAAUACAUACCAUCAAAACCUGCCAAAUAUGGGAUAAAAGUGUGGUGGGUGUGCGACUCCAUUUCGUCCUAUCCAUUGCAGGGACAAAUCUAUACAGGAAUGGCACCUUCUGGUGACCGCGAAAGAAACAUUGGUCAAAGAUUUAUGUAUCAACCUUUUUGAUGGAAGUGGAAGAAAUAUUGUAUGUGACAACUUUUUCACUAGCAACAAAUUGGCAAAAUCUUUGAUGAUAGACAAUAAUUUAUCUAUAUUGGGUACUUGCAACAAAAGGCGUACAUUCGUGCCAGCAGCAUUUGCCAACCCCAAGGGACG